Juglans regia (Persian walnut) is the source of this 1352-nucleotide messenger RNA. RefSeq names its product protein TRAUCO-like. Lineage: Eukaryota; Viridiplantae; Streptophyta; Magnoliopsida; Fagales; Juglandaceae. The record is from RefSeq and is a predicted model, not a curated record. Gene Ontology annotation, molecular function: transcription cis-regulatory region binding; protein binding. Gene Ontology annotation, cellular component: Set1C/COMPASS complex.
ACGCCCAAUAGGCCUGAACCCACCCGCCAUGGACUCCUUUCAAGCCACCUACAGAGAGGAAGAUGACGAAGUGGACGAGUCCGUACAUCCCACCACCAACAACUGGGACGACCGUGAAGAAAUCUAAGAAGAAGAACUAUAACGUGUGGGUUACAAAGUCGACUCGCAAAAGCAAGAAGAAGAAUAAGUCGAAUAACCACCACAACACCCCGGCUGAGGAAACCGUCCUCAUUACCCCGAUCCAGAAGUUCCCGGACAAGUCAGACGACACCCAGGACAUGAAAAUCUGCCUCUGGAAGCUUUACAAGGCCGAGAAAGUCGAACUGAGCGACGACAGAUUGAGCGCCGGGAGCACCAAAGGGUACAGGAUGGUUAGAGCGACUAGAGGGGUCGUGGAGGGCGCGUGGUACUUCGAGAUUAAAGUUGUGAGAUUGGGAGAGGCGGGCCACACGCGCCUCGGGUGGUCCACUGAGAAAGGGGACCUCCAGGCGCCUGUUGGGUAUGACGGGAACAGUUUCGGGUACAGAGACAUUGAUGGGAGCAAGGUGCACAAGACGUUGAGGGAGAAGUAUGGGGAAGAGGGGUAUAAGGAAGGUGAUGUUAUUGGGUUCUACAUUAGUUUGCCGGAGGAAGGUUUGUGCGCGCCGAAGCCCCCACAUUUGGUUUUGUAUAAGGGGCAGAGGUAUGCAUGCGCGCCGGAUGCCAAGGAGGAGGCCCCAAAAGUGGUGCCUGGAAGUGAGAUAUCUUUCUUCAAGAAUGGGAUCUGUCAAGGAGUUGCUUUCAAGGAUCUAUGUGGUGGUCGCUACUACCCUGCUGCUUCAAUGUACACUCUUCCAAAUCAGCCAAAUUGUGUAGUCAACUUCAACUUUGGCCCUGAUUUUGAAUUCUUUCCGGCAGAUUUUAACGAACGUCCUGUGCCUAGGCCCAUGGUUGAAGUUCCUUAUCGUGGGUUUGAGAACCGAGUUGAAAAUGGAGUGUCAACUGAGAAGAAACAUUAGCCAGCAAGCGGCACGUUUCAACCGUAACACUUGCAGAGCUGGGAGUUGGAUCUGAGUUUAACAUUCUGUUGUAAAUUAUUUUCUGUUAAAUUACGACUGAAAAAAUUAUUCAAUGACAUUGUAAACUCGACCUUUCAAUGGAAGAGAGAAAACCCGCAUGUGAAAUAUAGUAAUGAUAUUGCUUGAGCCCAAUGACAUUUUGAUAGUUUUAUCGUAGUUCUAGUGGGAGAUUCUGGUUUUUCAUUGUUGUGAUGCCGCACUGUAAAAGCAUGUUAUAAUUAAUAUUAUUGUUGUAGUUCCUUAUGGACAGAUUGGGUUGAUUGCUCAGAGUUCUAAGUGGUGGAAAUCCUUCUG